GCGGGGGCCGCCGGGAGCUGGGCGGGGGGAAGUUGGUGGCCGUUAAUGGCCGUUAACCGCUGCCACUUCCCUCAGGUGCUUGCCGGCGGCAUGAGCAGCGGUGGCGAGGAGGAGGAGGAGGAGGAAGAGGAAGGGGAAGGGGAAGGGGCGGCGGCGGCGGCGGCCGCGGCCCCGUCCCCCUGCGGCCGGGCGGGCCAUAGGAAGGCUGCUGAAGACUCAGAAAUAGCAGAAGGAAAAAAACAGUCUCCUUUGAAAGACAGUCUUUCACCGUGGGAAGAAUGGUUCAUUGGGAAAGAGAAGGAACUACGUGCCCGCUUACAGGCGAGAGCUGCAGAGCAAAUGAAUAUACAGCUUGAGAAGAUGAAGCAAAAACAAGAAUGUGAAAGAAGGAAAAGGCUAGCUGAAGAGAAGCACAAGGAAUGGAUGCAAAAAAAAAGAGAAGAGGAAAGAAGGGAAAGAGAACGAAAGCAGAGCAAAGAAAUGGCAGAAAAAGCCACAAGGGAACUAGAAAAAAUGCAGCUACAAGAAAAGGCUGAAGUAAAGUAUAAAGAAUGGUUAAAGAAGAAGAGAGCUGAAGAGUCAGAAAAGAAGAAGAGAGAGAAGGAAAAAGAAAAAGAAAGGGAAGCUGAGCUGCAGGAGAAGAGAGAGAGAUCAGAAAAGAUCUUUCAGGAAUGGCUACAUAAUGCUAGAAAUAAACCACGCCCUGUUUUAAAUGGUUAUGGCUUACCACAUAGGAAAUCUACAGGGCGCCCUGAUGGAAACUCAUAUCCAACUCCAGCAUAUUGCAACCCCAUUCCGUGGAAACCAGUACAUGUACCUCCUCCAAAGGAAGACAAUGUUCUUACCAUGAAGAAUAGUAAGAGACCUGUAUCUUGUCAAUCACAUAAGUCUUCAUCUAUAGUAAUUUAUAAGCCCAAGAACAACCUUCAUGUUGGCUCCUUGCAUAGAAAGCAGUUAUAGUAUGGAAAGCAAAAUCAUUCUUACGAGCUUGAGUAAACUGGGGCAUAAAUAUCAAGUUACAUGUACAAACGUGUUCGUGUUUUUUUGAGAACCUGUUUUGUAUUUAUAGGUAACUGACCAAUAACCUUUGUUAUUCAGUGGCUCUUACAUGUUGAUUUUUUUUAAGAAGUCAUAUUUAGCUAAUUAUAAUGGGAUUGUACCUCAAUACCAAUAAAAUAUACAGGAUUGUUGGUUGCUUUCUUCA
This is a messenger RNA of Cygnus atratus (black swan), 1204 nucleotides long. RefSeq names its product coiled-coil domain containing 34 (gene CCDC34). The record is from RefSeq and is a predicted model, not a curated record. The transcript has 6 exons. Bases 46 to 960 code for a protein of 304 amino acids. NCBI's taxonomy places the organism in Eukaryota, Metazoa, Chordata, Aves, Anseriformes, Anatidae.